AGUGCAAGCUUUUUGGCCACCCGCAUUCCGUGACAGUUCUUCGUCCUCUUCCUCCUUGAUUGCCCUGCUCCGCAACCCACUCACGUUUCUGCUCUUCAUUCGUGCGUCCGCCACGCCGGAUCGCACCCGCCCUCUCCGCUCCUCUUCUUGUUGCCUUCUCGUCGGACGGCGAUGCAGGUCGGGGGUGGUGGCGGCGGAGGAGGAGGAGGAGGGGACGCGGCGGACAUGCGGGGCCGCCACCGGAUCCAGGCCGAGCUCAAGAAGCUCGAGCAGGAAGCGCGCUUCCUCGAGGAGGAAAUUGAAGAGCUUGAGAAAACAGAUAAGGUAUCAUCAGCAUUGCAAGAGUUUCUAGCAACCAUUGAAAGGAAAGCCGACCCACUACUUCCAGUAACUACUGGGCCGGCAGAUCAGUCCUGGGACAGGUGGUUUGAAGGUCCACAAGAUCUGCGCAGAUGCAAAUGCUGGUUUUUGUAAUCGUUCGCAAUAAUCUUAGGAGAAGCACCAAGAGGCAAUUGUCGCUGCGAUUGAAGUGUAUAUCAUUCUUUGUCACCCCAGCAUAAAGAGUGUCAAUUUACGGCAAGGAGGUAAUUCUUUACCUUAGUUGACGAUUUCAAAUGACAUCACAAGCUCUGUGGAAGGAAUGUCAUGCGAAGAAAAUUCUGGAAUACAGAAGCAAUAUUUAGAAGCGGGUCGUGUUCGAGAAAAAAACAUUUAAAGGGGUGUAAAACUUCGUUCUACAACAUGUUCUCUGUACCGAAUUCUGUUAAAUUGGUGAUUUGUUCGGUCUUUAACCCGAAUUCCUGGUUCGGAGAUUAAUAUUAUUCUUUUUCAUUUUGUUAACA
This is a messenger RNA of Phragmites australis (common reed), 842 nucleotides long. Its product is annotated as guanine nucleotide-binding protein subunit gamma 1. Gene Ontology annotation, biological process: G protein-coupled receptor signaling pathway. The record is from RefSeq and is a predicted model, not a curated record. The coding region runs from base 172 to 474 and encodes 100 amino acids. The transcript is spliced from 4 exons. NCBI's taxonomy places the organism in Eukaryota, Viridiplantae, Streptophyta, Magnoliopsida, Poales, Poaceae.